This is a messenger RNA of Selaginella moellendorffii, 3778 nucleotides long. Its product is annotated as pentatricopeptide repeat-containing protein At2g39620-like. Gene Ontology annotation, molecular function: protein binding; RNA binding. Gene Ontology annotation, biological process: RNA modification. Lineage: Eukaryota; Viridiplantae; Streptophyta; Lycopodiopsida; Selaginellales; Selaginellaceae. The record is from RefSeq and is a predicted model, not a curated record. The coding region runs from base 187 to 3696 and encodes 1169 amino acids. The transcript is spliced from 3 exons.
CAGCAAGAGUUCUAGGGUUCUUCCUAGAGAUUGGGAGAAAAUGCUCGUUCCCGCAAUGUGCCAGGCAUGGAUCGGCAUCCAGAGAUGGAAGCUCGCCAGCGCGAUCGAGGACGAAGGCUUCCUUCCAGCGCCAACAAACGCGCGCUGCGAGAGCUGCCGGAGAAUCUCACCGAUUGAGGGAUUCUUAUGAGCGCUUCCAAAAAUGCCAGGAGAAAUCUUCCCAGCCUUCUCGCGGCGCUCAAGUCGUGCGCGAGCUCCGGGGAUGUCAAGCGCAUCAAGAGCAUCCACGCAGACGCCAUGGAAAGAGGUGAAGUGUCCAGCGUUUACGCAGCCAGCGCUUUGGUUAACGCAUACGCCAAGUGUGGGAGCAUGGCCGACGCUCACAGUGUCUUUGACAGGAUGCCUUGCCACAACGCCAUUGCUCUCACGUCAUUGAUGCUGGGCCACGCCGAGGAUGGAAAUGGAGAGCUCGCGCUGGAGCUUUUCUCUCGCAUGGAAGACGCUGGCUGUCCACCGGAUGCUCGGAUUCUCGUAGCCGCUACCAAAGCUUGCGGCCGCCUGGCUCUCAGGGAGGAGUUCACACGUGUUGACGGCACGUUUGUGAGGGUGGCUUCGCUGGAAAGAGGGAUUUCUCUGCACGAUCAAGCUGCGAGGCUUGGUUUCGACUCGGACAGGUUCCUGGCAAGCAGCAUGAUCGAGAUGUAUGCGAAGUGUGGAAGCAUGGAGGAUGCUAAGCAGGUGUUUGACAAGCUGGAUUCCCACGACGACGUGAUACUCUGGAACGGGCUGAUGCUUGGAUACGCAGAGAAUGGGGAAGGGGAGCUGGCUAUGGAUCUGUUCGAGCUCAUGCGGACUAAACGCUGCUCGCCGAAUGCUCGGACUGUCGUUGCCGGUUGCAAAGCCUGCGCGGACAUGGGAUUGAAAGAAGAAGGAAAAGCGGUGCUGGAUGGCAAGCUUGUGAGCUUGGAGUCCCUGGAGAAGAGUCUGGCUCUACAUUCAGAGGCUGCAAAACGCGGAUACGACUCGGACAUUUUUGUGUCGAGCACUGUCAUCGACAUGUACGCGAAGUGUGGAAGCAUGCGAGACUCGCGUCUCGUCUUCGACAGGAUGGUUGGUCACAACGUCGUGGCUUGGAACUCUUUGAUCCUCGGCUAUGCGGAAAACGGGGAACCCGAGCUCUCUUUGGAACUGUUUCGACACAUGAGACCUCGAGGCUGUCUUCCCGACGCGUGCAGCUUCGUGGCUGUCACAAAGGCGUGCUCUUAUUUGGCAGUAGCAGAAGAAGGCAAGCAGGUUGACGGAAUGGUGGUGAAACUGGAGUCUUUAGAGAAGGGGAUGGGAAUUCACUUGAAAGCUGCGCAAUCUGGCUACGAUUUGGAGAUAGUCGUCACCAACACUUUGCUGGAUAUGUACGCAAAGUGUGGGAGCCUGGUUGAUUCUCGAAGGAUUUUCGACAGGAUGUGUUUUCACAGCGUUGUGUCCUGGAACGCGUUGUUGCUGGGAUAUGUCGAGAACAGGAAAGCAGAGCUCGCCUUGGAGAUGUUUGAAUGGAUCAGUGAGGACGGCUGCCAACCAAAUGCCUCAACUUUGGUCGCUGCUCUGAAAGCUUGUACCACCUUUGCAGCCGACGAAGAAAAGAAGGAAAUCUACGGAGUGGUCGUCAAGUUACAGGCUUUAGAGAAGGGACUGGCCAUUCACUCGCAGGCAGCAGAGAUCGGUUCUGUCUCGGAGGCUUUCGUGGCGACCACACUCGUCGACAUGUAUGCCAAGUGUGGGAGUUUGCUCGAUUCCCGCAAAGUCUUCGACACGAUGCGGGAGCACAGUGUGGUCUCGUGGAACGCGUUGAUGCUUGGAUACGCAGAAAACAGCGAGGGUGGUACGGCUUUGGAGUUACUAGCGGAAAUACUAGCAGCAAAGGUCUGUGCUCCAAACUCUUCGACAUUUGUUGGAGCUCUCAAAGCGUGUGUUGAUCUUGCAGCUAAAGAGGAGGGGACUGACGUGGAGGGGAAGCUUGUCAAGCUGGAAUCUCUUGAGAAGGCUAUGGAAGUCCAUUUGCAAGCUGCGGGACACGGUUUUGAGAAUGGAAUUCUCUUCGCCAAUGCUCUACUAGAUACGUUCUCAAGGUGUGGAAGUUUGAUGGACGCCCGGAUAGUCUUUGACAAGAUGCCACAGCGCAGUGUGGUAUCAUGGACUGCCUUGCUCAUGGCAUAUGUCGACUGCGGAGAACCGAAGCUCGCUCUGGAAGUUUUCUCGUGCAUGGAACCGGCGGGACUUCUACCAAAUGCGUACAGUUUUGCCGCUGCCAUCAGGGCCUGCAGUGUAUUGGGAGCAACAGAGGAAGCCAAGGAAGUGGAAGGAAGGAUGGUGAAGGCUGAGUCGCUGGGAACAGGCGCAGCUGUGCACUCUCAAGCAUUCAAGAGUGGCUACGACACGGACGUCAGUGUGGCGAACGCACUGGUGGACAUGUACGUCAAGUGUGGGAGUUUGGCCGACGCUCGAAAAGUUUUUGAUGGGAUGACGCCUCAGGAUCCCGUCUCGUGGAACGCUUUGAUCCUGGGAUAUGUCACAAACGGGGAAGCAGAAGAGGCCCUGAGUAUCUUCGAGACGAACAGCAGCUGCGUUCCAACCUCUCGAACGUUUUGUGCGGCACUCAAGGCUUGCAGCAGUCUAGCAGGGAAGACAGAUGGGGAUGGACGGCUCGUGAAAGUAGAGGAGGCACUCGAGAAAGCCGUGGGGAUUCACGCUCGAGCGGCCAGCUUUGAAUUCGACUCGGACACUUUUCUAGCCAGCGCGCUCGUCAGCUUCUACGCCAAGUGUGGAAGCAUCCGGGACGCCUGGAAGGUGUUCCAAAAGGUGCGCCUUCACGACGCGGUGUCCUGGACUGUGAUGAUACUCGGGCUCGCCGAAAGUGGUCAGGGGGAGCUUUCUCUGCAACUCUUCCAUCGAAUGCGAGCACAGGGAUACAGACCCGACGCGCCAACUUUCGUGGCUGCUCUCAAAGGUAGCAGCAGCGUGGGAGCCUUGGAGCCUCUGCAGGGAAUUCACGCAGAUAUCUCCAGGUGUGGACUCGAGGACGAUCCCGUUGUAGCGAACGGCGUCGUCGAUGGCUAUGGCAAAGCCGGGGACGCAGCGAAGGCACAGCAGGUCUUCGAGUCCCUGGAGAAACCAGACGCGGUUGCCUGGACGUCCGUGAUAGCAGCACACAGCCGCGACGGGGACACGCGAAUGGUUUUCAAGCUCUUCGACGAGAUGCAAGACGAAGGCUUCCAACCAGAUGGGAUCGCACUUCUUUGCGUGCUCACGGCGUGCAGCCAUGGCGGGCUUGUCCACCAAGCGAAGCGCUACUUCAAGGAGGUGGAAGCGAAGUAUGGAGUUCGUCCCGGGGCCGAGCACUACCACUGUAUGGUGGACGCUCUCGGCCGCGCAAACGAGCUGGAGGAAGCGGUGGAGAUGGUGAAAGCCAUGCCUUGUGAGGCGAGUGGUGUUGCUUGGAGAACGGUGCUGGGCGCUUGCAAGAAGUGGAAGAAUGCGGCGGUCGGAAAGCUUGCUUUCGAUCGGCUGGUUGAAGUGGAGGCGAGGCACGAGGCGGGGUAUUUGUUGAUGGAGGCGAUCUACGCGAGCAGUGGCAUGAGGGAGGAGCAAGCUCAAAUCCAGGAGUUGAGAAGGAAGAACAUACCAAAGAAUAUCCAGCUCUAGCUAGAGCAAAAAAUUUAAGGUUGAGGAUGCCAGGAGUCGAACCCGGGAUAUCUUUUCAGGAUUGAAAGUUUGGAAACCACUA